This is a messenger RNA of Mercurialis annua (annual mercury), 929 nucleotides long. RefSeq lists its product as uncharacterized. The transcript has 5 exons. Bases 100 to 837 code for a protein of 245 amino acids. Gene Ontology annotation, cellular component: cytoplasm; nucleus. The record is from RefSeq and is a predicted model, not a curated record. Gene Ontology annotation, molecular function: protein binding. Lineage: Eukaryota; Viridiplantae; Streptophyta; Magnoliopsida; Malpighiales; Euphorbiaceae.
GAAAUGCAGUGCAGCUAAGGUAUUCACAGUCGUAGUAAUCAUAAACCUCCUGAAAAUUACUUGACAAUAGAAUUCAGAAACCCUAAUACCAGUAAAAUCAUGGAGAUCGAUUCAAUUGAACAAAUUAACCUCCAAAUCAAAGACGAAGACCUCUUCAAAGCAGCAGAGACCGGCGAUUCUUCACUGUUCAAAUCACUCUCACCACAAAACCUUACCAAAUAUCUUCUCUCCCUUCAAAACGACGACGCUCGCUCCUUACUCCACGUCGCCGCAUCUUUCGGUCAACUCGAGGUGGUAAAAGUACUGUUAGAUGGUGUCGAUGAUGAAUCAAAAAGUGUAGUAAGUAAAAAAGAUGAAGAAGGGUGGACUCCGCUUCACUCUGCAACCAGCAUUGGUAAUCUUGAAAUUGUUGAGAUUUUGUUAGCUAAAGGAGCUGAUGUGAAUGCGAAAACGGGCGCUGGUCGCACUGCUCUUCAUUAUGCUGCUAGCAAAGGGAGAUUGGAAAUUGCUCAAGUCUUGAUAUCGCAUGGCGCGGAUAUUAAUUCCAUGGAUAAGGUUGGUGUUACCCCAUUACAUCGGGCUGCUAGCACAGGGAACGGUCAAUUUUGUGAGCUUUUAAUUGAGGAAGGAGCUGAGGUUGAUGCGCUAGAUAAAAUUGGUCAAACUCCUUUGAUGGUUGCUGUCAUUUGUCAUGAUAAAGAGGUUGCUCUCCUCCUUAUAAGGCAUGGAGCAGAUGUGGAUGUGGAAGACAAGGAAGGCUACACGGUGCUCGGUCGAGCUUCUAAUGAUAUUAGGCCAUUACUGAUUGAUGCUGCUAAGGCUAUGCUUGAAGGAUGAUUCCAAACUUUAACUAGGUUAGAUUGUAAUGAAAGUCUAGUGCCAAAGAUUGUGCUUCACUUAUCCAUAUCGAAUUGACUGAAUUUCUAUAA